Cladophialophora bantiana CBS 173.52 is the source of this 861-nucleotide messenger RNA. RefSeq lists its product as uncharacterized. The transcript is spliced from 3 exons. Gene Ontology annotation, cellular component: extracellular region. Bases 1 to 861 code for a protein of 286 amino acids. The record is from RefSeq and is a predicted model, not a curated record. Lineage: Eukaryota; Fungi; Ascomycota; Eurotiomycetes; Chaetothyriales; Herpotrichiellaceae.
AUGCGACCCCUCGUCCCCUUGUUUCUCACUGCAGGCGCAACUGCGCAGAGCAUCAGCUUCGUGUACACCGCAACUUUCACGGAGACUGCUCUUGAAUUCGUAACCUUCACGACAUGCCCUUGCCCAACGAGCACAACGGGCUUGUCGACCCUUCAAGCGACGACCCCUGUCACGACGACGACGACGACGACGACGACGACGUCUACGACUCUCAGUGGACCUAUUCUUCCGUCCUCCGACACCAUCACUCCAGCCUCGUCGACCAUAACUUCCUCGCCCACCUCCAAUGCACUAGGGAGCCCAAUCUCUACCUUGUCCACCACCACGUCUUCCGGAAUUCCCGUGGUCACCAAUGACGCAUACAUCAGCGCAGCCCUGCGCCACCACAACAUCCAUCGAUCGAACCACUCGGCUGAUCCGCUCGUCUGGUCCUCUAGCCUAGCCGAUACAGCGCGCGUGAUCGCUGAGACCUGUAUCUAUGGACAUAACACCAACGUUAAUGGCGGCGGGUAUGGCCAGAACAUCGGCGCCGGCUACCCAGCCACACCUCUUGGGAUCGGCCAGUUCAUCACCGAAGGCCUGUACAACGGCGAAGUAAACAACUACGUCUACUACGGGAUGGAACCGCCGCUCAACACGUUGAGCCAGUGGGGGCAUUUCACGCAGAUUGUGUGGAAGUCGACAAACAGCGUAGGAUGCUAUACCGCGGAUUGCAGCAGUGGUGGGUUGGCGAAUGCUGGCCCACCCAUUCCGGCGUAUUUUACUGUCUGCAACUACGCGCCGCCUGGGAAUGUCAUUGGGUCAUUCACCGCGAACAUUGGCGUAUCGAUUGGUCUGGCUACGGUGUACGGGGAUUACUGA